Molecule: messenger RNA, 2706 nt
Organism: Rhizophagus irregularis DAOM 181602=DAOM 197198
Lineage: Eukaryota; Fungi; Glomeromycota; Glomeromycetes; Glomerales; Glomeraceae
Cellular component (GO): cytoplasm; myosin II complex; myosin filament
Molecular function (GO): microfilament motor activity; actin filament binding
Source: RefSeq, a predicted model, not a curated record
AUGGAUGAUUUGAAAAAGGAGUUGAGUGAUCUAAGAGAUAGGGAAAGUGAAUAUAUGAUUAAAAUUGAUGAUAUGGAACAUCAAUUAUCAUUAGCACGUGAUGAAAUUGAUGCUGUGUCUCAGGAAAGAAUGGAAUCGUUAGAAAAAAUGACGGAAGAGAUGAACAUCAUGAAAUUUACUUAUGAAUCACAAAUUGAAGGUGUUAAAAAGGAUGUGAUUUCAAAGGACGGACGUGAAACUCGUUUCAAAAAAUUACAAGGUGCUAUUGAAAAAAUUGAAAGCAAGUUGAAUUCAAAUCCGGAAAUAACUCAGAUUUGUACCGAUUUACGAAGGGGCAAUUUACUUCCUCCAAAGAAGAGACGCAAGUCUGCAGCGGAUGGUUCUAAAAAUAUCAAAGAACCAACUACACCACGUUCUCCUACAACAAAGACUCUCAAAAAAGCUACAUCACAAUCUUCUUUAGGUGGAAUGUCACGUGCUAGCGCCGUAACUAGUCCCACACCUUCAGUUUUAUCCAGUGUAAGUGCUUUUAGCGGUAAGGAUGAUCUCAUGGAUUUACAAGAAGAUGACCUCAUUGAUAUUACUAAUGAAGAAUUUGCUGAAAUGAAAGUUAAACUCAUGAAAAGUGAAAAAGAAAAUCAAUCUUCACGUGAGACCAUUGAAAAAUUAGAGGAUGAAUUAAAAUCUUUACAAGAAAUAAAUAUUAACCUUGAAAAGGAACUAGAAACUUUGAAAAAAGAUCACGCUGAAAAAAAAGAACAUUAUGAACAAAAAAUGCGUGAGAUGGAAGAACUUUUAUUGGAACUUCCUUCUGCCGAUUCAACAGAAAACAGUAUGGCCGCCAAUAACAAUCCAAUACCUCCUCAACCUGCACCAAAUUUAAUACAAGAUUUAGAAACUAAGCAAAAAAUUAUUGAAGAAUUAGUGGGUAAAUUAAAAAGAAAGGAAGAACAGUUAGAAUAUUACCAAAAUGCUUACCUUGAAAAAACUGAAGAAUUUGAAGAAUACGUUGAAAAGGUUAAGAAUGCAAACCAAUCAUCUACAAAUGGUGGUACGGCAGUUGUUAAUGCGGGUGCCUCUACUGCACCUAGUGGGACCGAGGUUACACCUAACUUUGACGCUUUUAAAUUUCUUAGUGAUGCUUUAUCUUUUGAUGAUGGAAUUGGAGAUCUUUCUUCUUUACCUAUCACUAGUGAUAUUAUGGGACUUUUUGGAGGUCUUGGUGACAACCAAGAAAUAUCAGUUAUCGAGAAACUUAUUGCUCAACUCGAACGUACUAUUGUUGAAAGAACGAUGCAACUUGGUGCUGCUCACCAACGAGCUAGUGACGCUGAAUCUAAAUUAUUAGCUCUCUCUCGAGAAAAAAUGUCUUGGGGAAGUGGGUAUGAUACCACUGUUAAACAACUAAAGGCACAAGUUGAGUAUUUACAGGAGUUAUUACAGAUGGAAAGAAAGGUAGCGAGGAAAGAAAUGAGUGAUGGAACAAUUUCAGGUAACGAUACAACGAAAUCAUCAAAUGAAUCAAAAGUUGAACAAGUUACAAAGUCAACUCCAGUUUCAACAAUGGAUAUUCAAAAGCUUCGAAGCCAAAUUGAAUCGCUCACCGCUGAAAAUAUUACAUUAAAGGCUGAACUAACCACAUCCGAAGCAAUUAGACAAGCUAUUCACGAAAAUACAUUGACCAUUUUACAACAGACCACCAAAACUAAUCUUGCCACAGAUGAAGAUAUAGCAGGAUUAAGGUGUCAAUCAAUGGAAAAAGAGGCAGAAAUCAAUGUCUGGAAAGGAAGAUGUACUGGUUUAGAAAACGUUGUUGAACGUCAACGUGAGUUACUUACACUCGUUGUACCUUCACUCCCAGAAAAUAAAGCCUUAGAUGGAAAGACACGUGACAUAACAAAAAUUCUUGCGGAUGAUGGAAUUGAUUCUAAAGUAAUUGAAGGUUUAAAUGAAACUGCAAGGAAGCUUGUCCAACAACUUCGGGAGGAGAAUGCAAUUUUGCGACAAACUAUCGUUGCUCGUCAACAAAUAAUAAAUAAAAAGGUUGAGACUCCAUCAGCACCGAUUCCCGUUAAUCCUACUACCACAUCAACAACCGUACAACUUGAGAUUCUUGCAAAACAAAUUUCUGAGAUUGAAACACGUUUCACGAAAAGAGAAAAGGAAUUACAAGAUAUAAUAGUAGAAACAAAACGUCAAGGUGAAUUACAACUUGAGCGAUGGAAAGCAAAAUGGGGAGCCGUAAUUGAUAAGAAAAAUUCUGAAAUAAGAGGUUUUAGAAAUGAAUUAGAAUCUUUAAUGAAAUGUUUGGGGAAAUUGGACUCUGUUAAAGUAAAUGGGAGUGAUAAUGGCGUUAUAUAAUAAAAAGGUACUUUUUUUUUAUUUAGAUUAUUUAGAUUGUAAUAUUUUUAUUUAAAUAGUUAAAACUUGGAAUUUAAUUAUAUCAAAAAUUCCCAUGUAAUGAGGAGAGAGAGGGGAAAAAAUUUUUUUUAUAGUAACUGAAGGCGAUUAUAAUAAUGAUUGCCUUAAAAUUGCCCCAUUCUGCUGUUUCUUUUUUGGAGAUGGAAAUCAGUGAUUAAAUAUGUUGUUAGGUGAGGAUUUAGUUCAUCACUUGUAUGACUUUAAGGGGUUUGAUUCAUAUUUAGGACAAAGCCGAUGUGGAUAGUUUAAAAAAUUUUUUUUUGUAAAAUAUUAAUUGAAAUAUAU